AUGUGGAACACCGUCUCCGUCGAUACGCCCGUCCUCAACAACUUCCUUGAGAGCAUCGGAGGGCUUGUCCAGGGUCGCGAUGGGGCAAAGCUGCAGGACUUCCUGCAACUCGAGCCACCCCUCUCUGCCGUUUACAACCAGAUGAUUGCUGAAUUGCAGAAAAGGUACCCAGCCGGUAGUGGUAAAGACACAGAAUUACUCUCCAAAUGCGAAGGACAGAUGGCUGAAGGUCAGUUGAGGAGUUUGUGGCCGGCUUUUCCACUCUUCAUGCGCCUAUAUCUGACCUUCUUACGGGAUGUGAACGUGGAUAACCUUCUGGAAACAUAUAAUCUGCUCAAGGGCUUGCUGAACCAGAGUGUCAUUGCCCUAGGUGACAGCCAUAUGGGGGUUGUUAUCCUGCCCACCGUCUUCUAUCUAAGCAAAGUGCUCUCUAAACUUGCAAUUGGGCUUGACCGCCAACCAGAGCUGAUUGCUCAUCUACUGAGGCGCGAAGGGGCAGAGUCAGGCCAAGGCGAGACUGGGGAGAAAGUCACGCUUGUGGAAAAAUCAACAAACAUCGUUCGAGAAGCCUUUAUUAAAUGUCUGACGGAUAGAGGUGGCACCUCAGGGAUACAUGCGAAGCCAGAAGGAAAAAGAGCAGGAAUAUACUUGAUGGCAAAUCUAUGUCUGAAGCUCCUUUUCAAGUGUGGAAAGCUACGCAACGCCGAACAAAUGUUUGCGAGCAUCAACUCACAGUCACCGCCACUCGAAUAUUUCCCUGCUUCGCAAAGGGUGACCUACCUGUACUAUCUUGGACGAUACCUCUUUUCAAACAACUUAUUCUAUCCAGCCAUGAUAGUUCUGGAAGCAGCAUACAAACAGUGUCACCGGCAAGCAUUAAAACAGCGAGGGAUGAUUCUCACAUAUCUAAUACCAUGUAAUAUCAUUCUUGGCCGGUUCCCGUCACAAACACUCCUUCAAAGGCCAGAGGCUGAAGGACUAGGAUAUAAAUUUAUACCCCUCUGCCAGUAUAUUGCAAGGGGGGAGGUGCAUUCCUUCAGAGACUAUUUCUCUGUCAGCUCACCACACGCUGAGUGGUUCGCCAGGAAGGGGCUUUUACUCCCACUCCGCAAUCGAUGCGAGAUCCUGGUUUGGCGGUCUCUUACUCGGAAAGUAUUUAUUCUAGCUGGCUUUCACGGAGACCAGAAAAUGCAGACACAGCGAGGGCCACCGCCUUUCCUAUACCUGCAAAAGCUCGAAGCAGCUGUUCGCUGGCUCGACAGCCGCACAUCACCUUAUUCACGCCAACUGCUGACCUCAAACCGACCGAGGCAAGCUGGUCUGCAGCUCACUUCAUUCCCACUAGACCCCGACUUCAUCUCCGAAGACAACUCAACGUCUGAUUCGGCGGAAGAUUCCAAAUUCGACGACUACAAUAAUCCCGACUGGUACUUUGACCACACUGGUCACCGUGUUGAGGUCAAGAGCCCAGAUGACCUGCCCGUCGAUGGGCUGGUGGACGAUGUGAUUGGGAUCCCAGAUCCUUACUCAAGCUUGCCACCAGAAGACGAGCAGCAGCCUAUAAACGGCAGCCAAGGUCCGGAAAGUGCUUCUUCAUCUCCUCUGAUGCAAGAACUAGAGGCCAUCCUCGCCUCUCUACUCACCCAGGACCUCAUGCGAGGCUAUCUUACCCACAAGAACCCACGAUAUGCCAUACCGGGAGCCAGACUGAAAGGCGCCCUCCCCACUGGCUUCCCAAACGUGUGGCAGACUAUCUAUGCGCGGGAACGCGAAGAUGACCAGAUUCCCGGAUGGGUCAAGCCUGCGACAGGCUCUGGCGGCGGACGUAGAGCGCUAGGGGUGAUUCCGGGAAGCGGCGGGCGAGUGGUCAACCUGAGCGGCGCCAGAUCCAUCAGUGAGAUGACAGGCUCGGGAUGA
Molecule: messenger RNA, 1917 nt
Organism: Microsporum canis CBS 113480
Lineage: Eukaryota; Fungi; Ascomycota; Eurotiomycetes; Onygenales; Arthrodermataceae
Product: COP9 signalosome complex subunit 12
Exons: 3
Coding region: 1-1917 (638 amino acids)
Biological process (GO): post-transcriptional tethering of RNA polymerase II gene DNA at nuclear periphery; poly(A)+ mRNA export from nucleus; transcription elongation by RNA polymerase II
Cellular component (GO): transcription export complex 2
Molecular function (GO): double-stranded DNA binding; RNA binding
Source: RefSeq, a predicted model, not a curated record